This is a messenger RNA of Closterium sp. Yama58-4, 273 nucleotides long. The record is from the annotation of a GenBank genome assembly. NCBI's taxonomy places the organism in Eukaryota, Viridiplantae, Streptophyta, Zygnematophyceae, Desmidiales, Closteriaceae.
AUGAAGACGGGCGGCACGUUUCAGGAGAUCGUGGCGCUGGCGGUGUCGCUGGGGGGCCUGUGGGCGCUGCUCCUCGCGCAGCAGUUCCCGCCCGCCGUCAACCAAGUCAUCCUCAUCCUGCCGGUGUACGCGGUGGUGGCGCUGGGGUGCUACGCCGUGGGCGCGCUGGGGUACGGGCUCAUGCGCUUCCCCACCUGCCCGCACGAGGGCGCGCUGCUGCGCCAGGACAUAGCAGAAGCCAAGGAGUAUCUCUCAAAGCACGGCCUGCAAUAG